AUGGCCGAACCACAGGUGGCAUAUGCCCAAGAUGAGUACGGCAACCCCUUCAUUGUAGUGCGUGAACAAGGGAAAAAGACCCGUGCGCAGGGUAUUCAGGCUAUCAAAGACCAUAUCCAGGCGGCACGGACAGUCUCGAAUAUUCUUCGCACGUCGUUGGGCCCCCGUGGCUUGGACAAGAUCUUGAUCAGUCCUGAUGGUGAUAUCCAGGUGACGAACGACGGCGCGACGAUCAUGAGCAAUAUGGAGCUGGAGCAUCAGAUUGCCAAGCUCCUCGUCCAGCUGUCCAAGAGUCAGGACGAUGAAAUUGGCGACGGCACGACAGGUGUCGUUGUGCUGGCCGGCGCACUGCUCGAGCAGUCGGAAGCGCUCAUUGACCGUGGCAUUCAUCCUAUCCGUAUUGCGGAUGGUUUCGAGCGGGCGUGUGACAUCUCGGUGAGCGCCCUGGAAAAGGUGGCGGACCGCGUCGAGUUUGACCGCGACCAUAUCGAAGAGCUGAUCAAGGUGGCCAAGACGAGUCUUGGUAGUAAGAUUGUGUCCAAGGCCUCGGACAAGUUCGCUCGUAUUGCGAUUGACUCCGUGUUGUCUGUGGCCGAUUUGGAGCGCAAGGAUGUGGACUUUGACCUGAUCAAGGUCGACGGGAAAGUCGGCGGCUCGUUGGAAGACUCGAUCUUGGUGCAGGGUGUAGUUCUGGACAAAGACUUUUCACACCCGCAAAUGCAGCGUGAGCUGCGUGAUGCGCGUAUUGCAAUCCUUACCUGCCCAUUGGAGCCACCACGUCCAAAGACGAAGCACAAGCUCGAUAUCAACUCGGUCGAAGAGUACAAGCGUUUGGAAGAGUACGAACGCACAACGUUCCUCAGUAUGAUCCAGAAGAUCAAGGAUUGUGGUGCGAAUAUGGUAGUGUGUCAGUGGGGCUUUGACGAUGAGGCGAAUCACCUGCUGUUGCAGCACGGCCUGCAGGCUGUGCGCUGGGUCGGUGGCCCUGAAUUGGAGCUGAUUGCGAUUGCGACCAACGGUCGCAUUGUGCCGCGUUUCGAAGAUUUGUCGGCAGACAAACUGGGUCGUGCCGGUCUAGUACGCGAGGUGGCCUUUGGCACGACACGCGACCGCAUGCUGGUCAUCGAGGAGUGUGCGAACUCGCGUGCUGUGACGGCCUUCUUGCGUGGCUCGAACAAGAUGAUCAUCGACGAGGCGAAGCGUGCGCUGCACGAUGCUAUGUGUGUCGUGCGUAGUCUUGUAAAGGACAACCGUGUCGUCUACGGUGGUGGUGCUGCUGAAGUGUGCGCCUCCAUUGCAGUGUCGCAGCAAGCGGAUGAGAUUGCUUCGAUCGAGCAGUACGCCAUGCGCGCCUUUGCUUCGGCGUUGGAUGCGAUUCCCCUCGCGCUGGCCGAGAACAGCGGUCUGGCACCGAUCGAGAACCUUGCUAUGGUCAAGAGUCGGCAGGUCACAGAGAAGGAUGCGCGAUGCGGCAUCGACUGCAUGGGCGUGGGUAACAACAAUAUGAAAGAGUGCCGCGUAUUUGAUCCGCUGGUGUCGAAGCGGCAACAGCUUUUGCUGGCGACGCAGCUCGUUCGCGCUGUCCUCAAAAUCGACGAUGUUAUUGAACAGCAUGCGCUCGACGCGGAGAUGUAA
Messenger RNA from Malassezia pachydermatis, 1635 nucleotides. Its product is annotated as t-complex-type molecular epsilon subunit. The coding region runs from base 1 to 1635 and encodes 544 amino acids. NCBI's taxonomy places the organism in Eukaryota, Fungi, Basidiomycota, Malasseziomycetes, Malasseziales, Malasseziaceae. Gene Ontology annotation, molecular function: ATP hydrolysis activity; ATP-dependent protein folding chaperone; ATP binding. Gene Ontology annotation, biological process: protein folding. The record is from RefSeq and is a predicted model, not a curated record. The transcript has 3 exons. Gene Ontology annotation, cellular component: chaperonin-containing T-complex.